Messenger RNA from Athene cunicularia (burrowing owl), 1079 nucleotides. Its product is annotated as T-cell activation Rho GTPase-activating protein-like. Bases 222 to 1079 code for a protein of 285 amino acids. Gene Ontology annotation, molecular function: GTPase activator activity. The transcript is spliced from 8 exons. Gene Ontology annotation, biological process: signal transduction. The record is from RefSeq and is a predicted model, not a curated record. NCBI's taxonomy places the organism in Eukaryota, Metazoa, Chordata, Aves, Strigiformes, Strigidae.
GGCUGUCCUGGCCCUUCUCACGGCGAGGGACCUUGGCCGCUGCAGAGGCGCCCGGGCUGUCGGGCUCUGCCGGCAGCGGGGCUCUCUUUGGCCGGCCCCUGGCAGCUCUCUGCAGCCAGGACGGCACGCUGCCCCAGCCCAUCCAGGACCUGCUGGCUCUCCUGCACCUGCACGGGCCAGCCACGGAGGGGAUCUUCCAGCUGGCAGCCAGCGAGUGCGCCAUGCAGGAGCUCUGUAAGGCCCUCGACAGUGGAGCGCAGGUCCCCCUUGAAAGCCAGCCUGCGUGCCUGCUGGCCGUCAUCUUGAAGAACUUCCUCCGCAAGAUCCCCUCCAAGCUCCUCGAGGUAGAGCGCUACGAGGAGUGGAUGGGCGCCCUGCAGAAGACCAGCAGGCAGGAGAAGCUGGCAGGACUGAAAGAGGUGGCCAGCAAGUUGCCCAAGGCCAACCUGGUCCUGCUCCAGCAGUUGCUGUCCCUGCUGCAAAACAUCAGCAGCAACGCGGCCACCAGCAAGAUGACUGCCCACAACCUGGCCAUCUGCAUGGGGCCAAACCUCCUGAGCCCAGCUGAGGAGCACACCCUUCCCUUGGAUGUCCUGGCGCAGGCGACGGAGAAGGUGACGCAGCUGGUGGAGUUCCUCAUCGAGCACCACGAGGAACUCUUCGCGGAGGAGGUGGCUGGGCUUGCCGGCACAUCGGAUGAGGAGUCACCGGCACCGGAGCUGGGAGCAGCGGCAGCAGAGGUGCCUCCAGUCACCCCAGAAAGCCAACACCUGAAGAGCUCGUCUGGCGAGAGAAGGUUGCCAGGCUCUUCUCAAGGGAAUAGAAAGAGAAAAGGCAGCUGUGAAGAGGGGAGCGAUGGGCAGGAAGAGGAGGAAGCUGGAGCCGAAGCUCUCAGGGACGGGCAACUGAGGGAAUCUGAGCAGGUGCCCAUCUGUUUUUGCAGCUUGGAUUCCCCAAUGAGUUCUGAUGCCACAGCUUCCACGGACACGACACGGGCACAGCACCACCUCAGCGGAGGCGAGGAGAGAGGCGCCGUGCCCCUCUGCUCUGGCCAGCAGAUUGAAGUCACGCACUGCUGA